Molecule: messenger RNA, 546 nt
Organism: Lotus japonicus
Lineage: Eukaryota; Viridiplantae; Streptophyta; Magnoliopsida; Fabales; Fabaceae
Product: NAC domain-containing protein 83-like
Exons: 3
Coding region: 1-546 (181 amino acids)
Biological process (GO): regulation of DNA-templated transcription
Molecular function (GO): DNA binding
Source: RefSeq, a predicted model, not a curated record
AUGACAUCAUUUGAGUUGGAAGCCCUCAUAACUUAUGACAAGGAUGGGAGUGUUAGGUUGCUACCUGGGUACAAGUUUGAUCCAACUGAUGAGGUUCUAAUUCUUGUAAAUUUCUAUCUUAAGAGGAGGGCCUUCGCUCAACCUCUUCCUGUUCGAAUAAUCCCAAAUUUUGACGUUUUCCAGACUGAGCCUUGGGAGUUACCUGGAGGAGAUGGAAAAAAUUUCAAUGAACAGAAGUGCUUCUUCUACAACACCAUGGGUCGUGACCUUGAAAGCCUUGACAUGAGAGUUGCAGGGAGUGGCCAAUGGAAGGUUGUGGAGAAAGGAAAAUGUGUUCCUAUCCCUCGAAACAACGAGGUAAUUGGAAAGAGAAACACUCUAAUUUUCUGGGAGAUGCAAGGAGCCUCAGCUAGAAAGACAAAAUGGGUGAUGCAUCAGUUUCGUCUUGUGUUAGUAGCUAAACCAUCUAAGAUAUCGAACUGGGUUGUGUAUCGCAUAUUUAUGAAGAAGGAUGCAAAAAAAGAUGGAGAAUGCAAGUGGGUCUAA